CACCUACUUACCCGUCGCCCUUCGCUCUCUUUCGCCGCCCCCAACCACCAAACACUCGCACGCACGCUCUCUCCACACACAAACACACACACACACACACACACACCCGCCAUGUCCACGCGCAAGAGGAAGCAAGAGGCCGAGGAGGAGGAGGAGCUCGUUGCCCUUCCCUCCGACGAAAGCGACAGCCUCGACGAAGAAGAGUACGAUGAUUCGGAAGGCUCCUUCGACGACGAAGACGCAUCCGAAGACAGCGAAGAAGAGCUCGCGGAAGCCCCUCCCAAAUCUAAGAAGCGCAAAACUACCAAGGCUGCCAAUGAAGAAGAUGAGGAAGAGGAGGAAGAGCCCGAAGCAGUUGCAACCGACGAAGAAGAACCCGAGGGCGAGCCCGAAGGCGACGACGACGAAGAGCCCUCCGCGGCCAAGCCCAAAUCGGGUGGACCAACGAAGGCUGCCAAAUCGCGUAAAGCUCGUGACGUUCCCGAGGAAGACGACCUUGCCGGUGUCGAGGGUGAAGAUGAUGAAGAGUAACCGCUGCCGUACGCGUGGUAUACCCGCUGUUUGUUUGAUCUGCUUUAUUUCUGAUGAUCUUGGGGUUUAAUGUCAUUUAUGUCUUCAUUAUGUCCGCGCUGAACAAUAUAAUGAUUUUCCUAUUUAGCGUCCUACUUUGGUGAGUCCGAAGUUAUUCUGCAGGGUUCCCAUCAACUCACUGCAGCAUAUAGAAACCUACUAUAACCUGC
Aplosporella prunicola CBS 121167 is the source of this 740-nucleotide messenger RNA. RefSeq lists its product as uncharacterized. The record is from RefSeq and is a predicted model, not a curated record. NCBI's taxonomy places the organism in Eukaryota, Fungi, Ascomycota, Dothideomycetes, Botryosphaeriales, Aplosporellaceae. The transcript has 3 exons. Bases 112 to 531 code for a protein of 139 amino acids.